Vitis riparia (riverbank grape) is the source of this 756-nucleotide messenger RNA. Its product is annotated as calmodulin-like. The transcript has a single exon. Gene Ontology annotation, molecular function: calcium ion binding. Lineage: Eukaryota; Viridiplantae; Streptophyta; Magnoliopsida; Vitales; Vitaceae. Bases 4 to 408 code for a protein of 134 amino acids. The record is from RefSeq and is a predicted model, not a curated record.
UCAAUGUCCCAAAAAACGAGUGUAGCAGUCCUCAACGAGUCGACCGUUAACGACUUCGUCCAAGACUCCGACGCCUUUGAGAAAUGCGUUGACGAACAGUUCAAAAUGUUCGAUUCUAAGGGCAACGGGGCGGUGUCCCGAGCGGACAUCCGCAGAGGAUAUGGGAGGUUGAUGGCGUUGGAGUAUGAGAAGCAGUCGGAGGAAGAAAUCAACAGUCUGAACGACAGCAUUUUCGAAAGGUUUGAUGAGGAGAGGAAUGGAACGUUGAGCCGGGAGCAGUUCAGGAGGUUUAUGAAGGAGAUGAUGCUGGCCAUGGCCCGGAGCUUCGGGGAUGUGCCGGUUCAGGUGGCUCUUGAGCAUGACAGUAUGCUUAUGAAGGCUGUUGAGCAUGAGCUGUCGAGAGGGUGAGUAUGGGGCGGGGAGAUUUAAGGUUUAUGAAUGGAAAAUAAGAGAAAAUGCGUGGGAAUUUUUUUUGCUAGAUGCCUGUUUUGAUGUAUGUGGUGUUCCUGCAUUUAAUUGGGGGGGAUUUGGGAUUGUAUGUGUUGAGUCAUCUUCAUCCUCAUAAUUUGAGUGAUGAUCCCUCUAGGGCAAUUAUUAGAAAUAUUUUGAUUUCUUUUUUUAAUAAAUGGAAUAAGAAAAUUAUAUCAUAAUCCAAUGGAUGCAUUGCCAAGGGGGCAAUGGAUGGUCCCUCUAGGGCAAUCAACCAUUCUCAUUAUGGUAUAGCCCUUGAAAAACGAUGGUAUAUAUAUUUGUCUG